AUGAGUGGCGUCAAGUUCUUGACCGAGCGUGUCGCUAUUGUCACAGCCUCAACGAAGGGCAUCGGGUUUGCUAUAGCAAGAAGACUAGGACUGGACGGAGCCAAAGUUGUUGUUAGUAGUAGAAAACAGAGAAAUGUGCAGGUAAGUCGGUUAUAUCUUCUGUUUUUACUUUUUUAGGUAACAACUGUAUUUUUGCAGCUUUUAACUAAUUUUUGAACAACCUGAUAACAAAAAAUAGCUAAACUCAUUUUACUGCAACAAUUAAAUUGUAGGAAGCUGUAAAGGCUCUGGAAAUGGAUGGAGUUGAAUGCGCAGGAUGUGUUGCGCAUGUUGGGAUUGAUGCUGACAGAAAGAAACUGAUUGACUUCACGAUUGACAACUUCAACAAACUUGACAUUUUGGUGUCUAACGCUGCAGCCAAUCCACAUUUUGGAGACAUUACUACUUGUUCACAAUCUCAGUGGGAAAAACUCAUCUCUGUUAACGUAUGUUAUUUAUGAAAAUUUUAGAGGUUUUUUUAAGUUUUUAGACAAGGGAUUUAAAAGUACUUAAUAAUCAUAUUUAUGAUCUUAAAUGAAUUUAAUGUUCAAUUUAGCGAAUUUUGAUGCUAUUCUAUCAUAAUUAGGUAGAUGUAACAAAACUGAUGAUUUUAGGUAAUAAAUUAAUCAAAUUUAGGUACGAUCUUCAUUUUUAUUAGCACAAGGAGCCAUCCCUCAUUUGGAGAAGUCAGAAGACGCUUCUAUUGUUUUUGUAUCAUCUGUAGCUGGAUAUUCGCCUUUGGAAGGCAUUGGUGCUUACAGUGUCAUGAAGUCAGCUUUGGUUGGACUAAACAAAUCGCUAAGUCAAUCGCUAGCCAGCCGAAACAUUAGGGUCAACGCUAUUGCACCAGGUAUAGGUUUUGCUUAUUUUCUCUAGCAUUUUAAAGUACUAGGUUUGAAACUUAUGAACGCGGGUUUUCUAGUAAAAAUACGUUGAGUCAUAUUCAUAAGUUACCAACCCAAACCUUUUGCAGUUUGUCAGUAUUAUCCCUUGUAAGACAUUUUAACAUCACUUAUUGUUUAAAAACUUGUGUUUUAGGUGUGAUCCGAACAGACUUCUCGAAAGCCAUCACGGGUGGAGAAUCCAGUGAUCAGUAUACCGAAAAGUUAAUACCUCUUGGACGAUUUGGCGAAGCCGAGGAAUGCGCUGGGGCCGUUUCAUUCUUAGCUUCGAAUAGUGCCAGUUACAUCACGGGAGAGACCAUUGGAGUGAAUGGUGCUAUGCAAGCACGGAUUUAA
Molecule: messenger RNA, 1277 nt
Organism: Bursaphelenchus okinawaensis
Lineage: Eukaryota; Metazoa; Nematoda; Chromadorea; Rhabditida; Aphelenchoididae
Source: the annotation of a GenBank genome assembly